This is a messenger RNA of Cydia strobilella, 1752 nucleotides long. Its product is annotated as zinc finger protein 184-like. The transcript is spliced from 4 exons. The coding region runs from base 203 to 1345 and encodes 380 amino acids. Gene Ontology annotation, molecular function: DNA-binding transcription repressor activity, RNA polymerase II-specific; RNA polymerase II cis-regulatory region sequence-specific DNA binding. Gene Ontology annotation, biological process: regulation of transcription by RNA polymerase II. Gene Ontology annotation, cellular component: nucleoplasm; nucleus. The record is from RefSeq and is a predicted model, not a curated record. NCBI's taxonomy places the organism in Eukaryota, Metazoa, Arthropoda, Insecta, Lepidoptera, Tortricidae.
ACUCCAAGCAAGCGUGAUGCGUGAUGCAAGCGUGGUUUAACUCGGCGCCCUGUAAAGUUUUAUUUGCAUGAUAUUUAUACAAUGAAAACUAAUUUCUUAAGUUUCAAACAUUGACAAAGAUAUAACGUUUAUUUAGCUCACUCGCGACUUACGAUAAGUUGUCAACCUUUUGCUGUGAAGCAUAGAAGGAAGAGGUGGCGUAAUGUCGACGGAGCGUCGCAUCAAGGAGGAGCCUGAUCUUGAGCCCGGCCAGGCUGUCAAUAGCCCAAUACUCGUGGAGCAUGAAGUGAUGGUGUAUAUAAAAAAGGAGCCCCCCGGGGCCCCCAGGUCAAACAGCGAGGGCUCAGAUGUCUCGCCAACCAGCCCGCAGAACAACCUUCAAGUCGAGGAGCUUGUGGUAGGAUCAGAAACCCUACAGCAGUCAGCGGGCGCCAGAGCAGCCAAACCGGAUGUCGACACAGUUCGCGUGAAGCAAGAGGUGAUCGAUCAGGAGGACUUAACGCAGGAGAUAUCGCCGGAUGUCGUCUUUCAGAUCAAAGUUGAGCGGAUAGACGACGCGGAAGAGAGACGGGAGCUGGAGAUUUCUGUGGAGCAAGUUGGACCGGAUACAAGCCCGGAGAAUGCCGUUGAAAUGGAUACAAGCCCUGGUGCGAUGGUCGUUCAAUCCACAGCUGGGUGCCGGCGGAGCAAGCGGACCCGGACUCAACCCGAAGUGCGUGAUGAUUCCGCUGCAAAAGUGUCUACCGAGCGACGGCAGAAAGCAAAGGAAAAUGGUGAAACCUCUACAAAGAAACGAAUAAAAAGGCAACCCGGGCCUCACCUGUGUGACGUAUGUAACAAGGAGUUCAAGAAAGCCAACAAGUUAACGAUACACAAGCGAACACACACCGGGGAGAAACCAUACACAUGCAACAUAUGCCACAAGCAGUUUUCGUAUUCCGACGGUUUUAAGGGUCACCUAAGAACCCACACCGGGGAAAAACCAUACGUGUGCCAAACGUGUAACAAAGGAUUUGGUCAGUGGAGCACGUUAAAAGACCACGAACUAAGCCACACAGGUGAGAGACCAUAUUCAUGCGAAAUAUGUAAUAAAGCGUUUGCGCGACUGAGGCACCUGAGCGAACAUCAGCUCGUCCACACUGAAAUAAAGCAAUACUCCUGCGAAUUAUGUAAAAAAGAGUUCAAAUGUAAAAGUGGUUUAAAAAAACAUGAACGGAUGCACAUAGAUGAAAAACUUUUUCCAUGUGGGAUAUGUAACAAAAACUUUGCAACGCCGAGCCAUUUAAGGGAACACGAGCGGACGCACACAAGGAAGAGAAGACGUUAUUCUAGCGAAACGAGUUAAAACAAACUAUUAUUUAUCAUUUAUACGAAUAUGGGAAAGAAACCAGCAAACAUUUAGCCCACCUGAAUAACCGCCACGCGGAGUUCCGGCCAGAUCGGACUUCGCUGCGUUACACAGAACGGAUACAUACCCUUUCUAAUUUUUCAUUAAGUUUCAUCAUUAUUUAUUAUUUAUUUAAAUUAUUUACACGGCAUCACAGCAUAGGCCAAUACACCGAAUAAUUAAACUAGUUACAGGUAUACAAAUUACAAAUACAAAAUAUAUAUAAAGUAAAAUACAGAUAGUCAUAUUAAGUCAAAUGCAAGUGCUGGAAAGCCUAUCAUCCUUCAUCUCACAAAACCUCAGACACUCCUGGCACACAUUCGCCCAUCUCCACGCAAACAAGUCGCACUCUGGUGCUGAUGUCA